Messenger RNA from Aphanomyces astaci, 950 nucleotides. RefSeq lists its product as hypothetical. Bases 124 to 831 code for a protein of 235 amino acids. The transcript is spliced from 8 exons. Gene Ontology annotation, biological process: protein folding. The record is from RefSeq and is a predicted model, not a curated record. Gene Ontology annotation, cellular component: prefoldin complex. Lineage: Eukaryota; Oomycota; Saprolegniomycetes; Saprolegniales; Verrucalvaceae. Gene Ontology annotation, molecular function: Hsp90 protein binding.
AAAUGAGAUAAUCAGAGCAUUCUAAUUUCAAGUAUUAUUACAGUACUAAAAUAUUUCGAAAUAACCAGCUAAUAAUUGCAUGCCAUUCAAUUGAACUCCAUCCUCCCAUUUCAACAGCACAACAUGGCCGACGCCGCCGAGAAUGAAAAGAACCUAGGAAACGAAGAGUUCAAUGCCAAGAACUACGAGCAAGCCAUCCAUCAUUACACGCAGGCCAUUAAGCUUGCGCCUACGAACCACAUCUUUUAUUCGAAUCGAAGUGCUGCGUACGGCGCUUUGAACAACUGGGAGAAGGCCGAAGCCGACGCACAAGAAUGUGCGCGCCUUAACCCCAGCUUCAAAAAAGGUUUGCUUCGUUUGGCGAAUGCACAGCGCCAACUGGGCAAGAACGAAGCCGCCAUGGCGACUAUGGCGCUGGCCAACGGCGGCGGCGUCCCCGCGAAGCGCGCCAAGCAAGAGUCUGCCGCGCCGCUGCCAUCAUCGGUGCAAAAGGAGUUGCAAGAGUUGCAGCCCCAAUUCCAGUCCCUCCACCGCGAGUUGGAAACCAUCGACUCCAAGUUGGGAGCGUACGGUCGUGAGAAGAAGCGCAUUCAGCUGACCAAGGAAGAGCUGGGCGAAUUGCCCACUGGAACGCGAACGUAUGCGUCGAUUGGAAAAAUGUUUUUGGAAAUGACACCCGAGGAAAAUGUGGCUCGAUUGGAUGGCAAUGCCGGCAAAGUGGACGAUCAAUUGGCUGCGUUGGAGGCCCGAAAGCAAUAUUUGGAGCGACAAAAGUCGUCGUUGGAAGCAAACAUCUCGGAAUUGCUGGCACAAUGCAACACGACCGGCUAAAAGCCUAUGGCAGUGUCGAUUGAUUGCGAAUAUGGCCAUAGUACAGAGUAGUAGUCUUUGGGUCACGUAGUUAAAUGCAGUGGUGCUGCUGGUUAGUCGUCUUCCUCUUCUUCUUCUGC